This is a messenger RNA of Epinephelus fuscoguttatus (brown-marbled grouper), 6835 nucleotides long. RefSeq names its product CD209 antigen-like. Bases 230 to 1168 code for a protein of 312 amino acids. The transcript has 7 exons. The record is from RefSeq and is a predicted model, not a curated record. NCBI's taxonomy places the organism in Eukaryota, Metazoa, Chordata, Actinopteri, Perciformes, Serranidae. Gene Ontology annotation, molecular function: signaling receptor activity.
UGAAGUCUAAACUGAGAGUGUGGUCAUUUGAUAUAUUUGUAUAGAUAUUUUUUGCAGACCAAUCAGAGCUAAGUCAAACAUUUUGAUGACAUGGACAAAAGAAGCAUCCUGUUUUCUGCACAGUAUAUAAUAAUGCUGCAUUAACAUUCUCUUUUACAAAACAGUUCUCCUGAUACGGACUUCUUUAACCCUCUCUGAUCCAAGGAAAACCAGUGAGACCAUUAUCAGAAUGGAUUUAAUGGACACUGAUGACACGUGUGUAGAUAAGAAACUCACACUGGAUGACACGUGUGUAGAUAAGAAACUCACACUGGACGGCGUGGUCACUGAAGGUGAAACACCGGCACUCACCCUGGUCCACACUGACACGCCCGUCCAGAGAAAAAGGAUUUCGCCUUUUGACACGGUGGAUUGCCAGAAAAAAAAGCUGACCUCUAGAUAUGUGACUGUAUGUCUCGGCGUACUGUGUGCUGUCCUGCUGGCUGGUAACAUAGGACAGCUUGUCUACUAUGCCAGCCACCGCUCGUCGGCAGAACGCCUGCAGAGCAGUUAUGAUGCUCUAACUGCAAACCGAAAACAGUUGGAGGCCAGACUGAGUGACCUGACCAGAGAAAAAGACCAGCUGCAGAGAGACAAAGAACAACUGCAAACCAGUGAUAAAACUCUGCGGCAGGAGAAACAGCAGUUACAGACCAGUUACAUUGAAUUGGCAUCAAGUUGCCUCAACAUGACCACACACUUCCAGAACAAGAUGUUGAGGACGGCGGUUCAAGUAAGAAGCUUGCCCUGUCAGACCGGCUGGACGAAGUUCGGUGACAACUGUUACAUUGUUUCAACCGAGAAGAAAAACUGGACGGCAAGCAGAGACGCCUGCAGCGCUGUGGGAGCAGAUCUGGUCACCAUAAAAAGCAGCGAAGAACAGGCAUUUGUCAAUGGGAUCAUGCCAUCAGGCCUCAACGCCUGGAUCGGCAUGACUGACAGUCGUAAAGAGGGGACGUGGAUGUGGGUGGACGGGACCCUGGUCAACACGACGCACUGGCAGAAAGACCAGCCCAACAGUCAUGGCGGGGAACAGGACUGUGGAGAAAUUGUCCAGGAAUCACCGGGAGUGGGAGGAUGGAAUGAUGAUGGCUGCUUUGCUGACCAGAGCUAUAUAUGCGAGCAAUGACAUCACUAUUAUGUACACAUUUAACAAUGUGAUGCAGACUUUAAAAAGUAAAUGAAACCUAAGAUGGCGUUAUUUUGCUCUCUGCAACUUAAAAUAUGAAUAUUUUCUUAGAAACAUAAAAGAAUGGGUGCAAAGGUCACACACUAAUGAUCAGCUAUGCAUUUAUUAGUACAUCUUACUAUAUGAUGACGAAAACUCUGUCUGUGGGUCUGUCUGUGGGUGUGUCUGUUCCACGUUUUUCUCCUCACUGACUUGGUCAAUCCAUGUGAAAUUUGGCACAGUGGCAGAGGGUCAUGGGAGGAUGUGAAUGAAGCAAUAUUACAUCAAUUGGCCAAAGGGGGGCGCUAUAGCAACCCAUUGAAAUGGCAAACUUUGAAUGGGCAUAUCUUAUGCCCCGUAUGUCGUAGAGACAUGAAACUUUGCACAGAGAUGCCUCUCCUCAUGAGGAACACAUUUGCCUCAAGAACCCAUAACUUCCGGUUAUAUAGAUUUUCUGCCAUUUUGAACUUUUUGAAAAACACUUCAAAUGGAUCUCUUCCUAGGAAGUUUGAGCGAUCUGCAUGAAACUGGGUGAACAUAAUCUAGGGACCAAUAUCUAAAGUUCCCUCUUGGCAAAAGUUGGAAAACUUACUAAAACUGAGCUUCUAUAAGGCAAUGAAUAUUGCGGAGGGCGUGGCUCAUCACAUAAAGGUGUAGAACAUCUCAAGGGUUUCACCCAUCACCACGCAACUUUGUAGGCAUAUGACCACACAUAAUCAAACAAAAUGGGGGCGCUAGAGAGCUAAUUUCUUAUCUAGGCCUAACCGCCAUAUGGAUUUUUACUAAACUUGGUAGAUAUGUAGAACAGGACGCCUCGAGGUGACUGGAGAAAUUUAACUCUAAUUGGCAACUGGGUGGCGCUAUAACAACAGAAAAAUGCUUAAAAUGGCUAAAAUGUGACCGAUCGCUGUGGCUCCCCCUGUGGACCAAUGUUGGUGUUUUUUGUCUAAUUUUUGGUAUGACUAAGUCAUGGUAUGGUAUGCUGUACAUAAUCACGGACACUGUCAGUGUGUCAUUCUGUCAGUCAGUCAUUCUGUCUGUCCCACGUUUUUCUACUCACUGACGUGGUCAGUCAUAGGCAUAGGUAGAAAAUGACAAAGCUACCAAUGGGUAUGGACUAGUAUAUUAAAAUGCUAAAAAAUUGACUCUGCAACAAAACAAUAUGAUUUUGAUAGAAAUGUAAAAGGAUGGGUUCGAAUGUUAUUUGUUUUUGUUUCCUGUCAUGUGUGCUGUUUUAUUAAUGCAGCCUCCAGUGUAUUCUGGCAUUUUUAUGAUAUUUCAUAUAGUUCUGAGUCAUGUCCUGACAAUGCUGUUUAGCCACACUGUUCAGUUGCCUACGUAGGGCAACAAAAAGUUUAUCUUUGGUGUGUUGGUACAAUGGACAACCAAGACAGGUCGGCAGAAGAGAUACCUGCACACCAAUGCAACUGGGCUGGACAGCCACAUAUAAUGUUCACAGUCUGAGAUCAGUGCCAAAAAUGUCAGUUUAUUUAAAAGGGCGCUGAAAGUGCAACAGAUAAUUUUUAAAAAGUGAGCAGCAAACUGCUCCUGACAUGAGUGCUUCACAGACAGGUGCAGACACAGACAGAUUCCUACCAGGUGUGAUGAAUCAGUCAGCUGGUGCCACUAAUUAGAUGAGAUCAUCUCUGAGGAGCUGAGGCCUGACUCCCAAACCACAAUGACCUGUCCUAUGAGUAUUAUACUAAUCACAACAUCCUCAAACACCAGUGUAUGACAGCAGAACAUAAUGUACAAAAAAUACAACUAUACACAGAAUAACAAAGAAGCUGGUACACGCAUAUGUCUGUAAAACGCAGGACAAAUUGUUUCAAUCAAGGCUGAACUUUCAUGCUCAUAAACAACAAUGUCCUUGACUUUAAGCUUUUCUCAAUUGAUGAUUGAAUUGAUUUUCUGUAGUCACGACUCUGACAGCAAAAUGUGGAAAACUGCCACUCUUUUCUUUUUUAAUACUUAAAAAAAACUCAACACAGUACAGGAGGAUUGGGAAUGUCAAACUGAGCAGAAUAAAUUAUUAAUGCUGUAAAUGUGGCAAACUGCAAUGGGUAAAAACAAAAAAUGCAUAAAAUUACAGUGAGGGUAGAAGUUGGACAAAGUAUAAUUUAAGAUAGGAGAAAACCUACAGUAGUAGAUUUUCAAAUCGGGUGGAGAGCAACACUGAAAUAACCACAGAGUCCAGGUUAAGCUAAAAAAAAAAAUUUUAUUACAAAAAUGAAAAUAGUUACAGUAUUAAAAAUCCACUAGUGGUGUAAAUAAGACCCUUGGGUCCUGUUUAUACAACAAUGAUUUCAACCGAGAGACUUUACGCACGUGGUCAUUACGGUUCCAGUCACUCGGCAUGCGCGAGAAAGUUGACCAUCACAACAACAAUGGCGGACUCCCGAGCUCUGUUUGUGCGGCUCACAAUGUUGAAAUCAUCAACGCUUCUCCGGCAAAGUGUAGCUUUACUGUAGCAACUCCACCUCAUCGUCCGUCAGUGGGUUGUUUUUGUGUAAACAUGGCCUUAAAGACGAUACAUUAAAAUACUAUUUUCUAAAAACAAAACAAUAAUCAUAAAAGAUAUUAAAGGCCCAGGUAUAAUUGUUCUUGAAUAUGUCCGAGGAAGCAGCACGAAGAAUAAAACAAUCAAGUUCAGCAGAGUUAUCUGGCAGAAGGCUCUGGCCAAGACGGCAUUGUGGUGCCGUAGCUCCACUCCUCCGCGUCAGAAGCCCGCACGUGCACGGGCAACCUGUAUUAAAGACAGCUGGCAGUCACAUGUCAAGGUGGAAGAUACUCACGUGAUAGCUAAGACGCCAUGGUGCUAUGGCCGCUGGUCACUGCUCUGCACCAGCUUCUCUCGGUGGACCACCAAUGGAUAGACUGCCGACCGCUGUGCUGCUUCCAACACGGCGCCGUCUCGCUGCUGUCCCCUGGUGCUGCUUCCUCUGUGCCAGUUUGAGUGCUCCCUCGAGACAUCCUCUCGGCUUUUCUCUCUGGCUGUCCUCCCCGAUCCGACACACCUGGCCUCUGUAUGUCUGCACCUUUGUCGCUGAAGCCCUCCCCUCUCCGCAACCUCAUUGGUUGCUAUCCAACACUGUCUUAUCUGGUUGGGUGGCUGCAUUGUCCAUCUGUAAAAGACUUUCUGCCAGGUGCAGGUUCUUUGGCACUAAUGAAGCGGGACCACAGGGGAAUCAAAAUUUACUAAAAUCACAACAACCAUAUGAUUAUAAAAUAAAGCAGUAAAACCAGGCACAAUAAAAACAACCAAGAUAAAGCACACACACACACACACACACACACACACACACACACACACAAAAGAUAAAACACAAUAAAACUAGCACUCCCACCUUGUGUUAAUUACAACCGUACAAAAACAACCUCAGCCUCCAAAAUAACUGAAGACUUAAAUCAGUGUCUUUUUGAUGAAGAGCAACAGAAAGUGAACACAAAGUAGGACGGGUUGUAUUUAUUGCAGAGCUGUUGCGUUGUGUUGCAUCAUAUCCUACAGGUGUUGCUCCUACUGCGUCCACCUCGGCUCGUCACCCCGCUGCGACAGAUGACAAUAACACACUAACACACACACAGUGCUGAUAAUUCUCCCUGAAGCUGCACCAGACUACAUGUUACAUAACACAGCGUCAGGCGAAGACGCAGCACGUCCUAGAAUCACUACCAUGUGAGCCGUAUACAGGGCAGAUGUAUUUAGCGGGCAGAGACACCAUGCUCUGGCAUGUGGCUCAUUUUGGGUGUGGUGGCGGUUGCAUUGAGUGCGGCUGCUCUUGAAGGGGGCAUCUCAACCAUUAAUUGGACUUAAGCCUUUUCAUUCCCCUCAGAGAUGAGUCCGAUCCAAACCAUCUGUGGUCGGGUGGUGAGAUGGGGCUCCCCCCCCGGGACGUAGGCGGGUGAUGAGGUUUUGCUUUGGGCCGCCUGACUAAAAAUAAAAGAUCAAGGAGCUUGAAGCAGACAUGUUGGUCUGGUUAGACUCACAGAGCAGAAAAAAAGGGUUUUAAAAACAGUAAAAAGGGUGUUGCAUGUGACCUAAUAGAGUUAAAUAAAUUAGGUUUACAGUGCAUAGCAACACAAGAGCAAACUGAGUGGCCAUAUUAAACAUUUUAAAGUGAUUUCUCUUUACUUUAUGUGACGAAAUAUAAACUGUAAUACUGCAGUUCUUAUAUGUACUUUUUAAUUUUUCAUAACAUAAGAAAAGUGUGGACAUAUUUAUAAAAGCAUCUAUGCUACUAGACAUAAUAGUUUUGAGUGGAUCUUUAGGCUGCUUUAUCCAGAUACCUGAAACACACUAUAUUUAAGGUUAACCGGACGAAGAACAGUAAAGGAACAAAAAACAUCUAAAGCAAAGAUGGCUUUAACUUCUACUGUUCCUCCACACACAGAAUGAAUGUCAUCAGUGUGACUGGAUUUCAUUUUUUUUGUAUAGUUCCCUCUAUAUUCCCAGAGACAGGUGGAAUCCAUUUUAGUUAAAACAAAAUACAUUUCCACCACAUGUCACAGUCCUUUUUUUCUUUCAAUUUUUUUUUAAUUCAAACAAUAGCAGGGUGAUGCAAUACAAAAACCCACAAUGAAGACAAACCUAAUCGUAACCACAAAGUCAGAACAAACACUUGUUGUGUUAUUGGGAGCCAGAAUAGAAGGAGUCAUGGCUCAAAACCAGCCGCCACUGCCCGUCAACAAAAACAAAGAUGGUUAAAUGUGAUAAGACCAAAGGACUGGACGGAGGCCAUCAUCAUGUGCAGCGCAAAGUAUUCCUGUUUUAGAGAUGAAUAACGUUGUGUGUAUUAAGGGUUAUCAUGUCCACCUCAUCAGAAACUGGGGAGGGAUUAAGAGGAAUAUUGGAUUUCUCUGGAACGCUAACUUUGUAGCGCAUUAGCUAACGUUAGCUUCCAUAGCAAAACAAACUGGAGGAAACUGUUCAAAUGUGGUCCUCCUUUGUAAGAUUGGCUUCCUGUGACAUCAUCCAUCCACUGAAUGAGAGCAUACGGGUCGGCCAGUCUGGUCCCGUUGGUCAGUGUUUACUUAUUCAAGUAACAUUGGCGGUCCCGGAGAGUGAGUGACCUGACAUGGUGUGUUGGUAAAUUCAGUCUGACGCUCUACACUAAAAUGAGAGCCCUGUUGGUGGAAGAAACAGAGCGUUAUAUUUCUAGAUGAAUUAACAAAUGGUUAAGUUAAUCACACAUUCACUUCACUCGGCGCUCUGCUGCUCUGUGUGCGGUGCUCUCGAUAACCAAAAAGCCCAGAUAGCACACAAACAUCUGUCCAACACAUCGGCCCUUAAUUUAUAUCAUCUGACAAGCUUCGGGCAGAAUUGGCAGAAAAUAGCAAUGUUGUUUAUUCUGUGACUGUUAAAAGAGGUUCCUGGUGAGUGGUGAGGCACGACUGGGUGUAUAGCUUAGCACAGGUCCCCACCAGCUAAAGUUAUCUUCCGUUUGCUGUUAGCUAGUUUAGCUCAUGUUAGCUAACAUGCUACAUCUGUGGUGUCUUCAUUUUAUUUUCCCUAGUUGACGUUGUCUGCUUAUCUGGUUAUUGUGAGCACUCGUUUUGGGUUUGAGUUCUGGCUAAAAGACAGCUAAAAUGCUAAAAAAUAAAUAGAUAAAUAAAAAAAAUACAGUGGUG